UUCUUUCAACAACCUCCAAAAUUUUGGAUGGCGAAAAGACGGUACAACAAAAAAAAGUAUGAGGGUCCGCUUCCAGUAACAUUGUCGUCGACAGUAUAUGGGCCGCUACCAGAGGUGUACCCUCACAAUCCGCUUUCAUGGGCGUAUUUUGCAUACAAAUACCUUGUUCUACUCACAAAGCCUGUUCCACAAGGGUGCAUCGACAACAUUGUUGUGAACUGUGAGCAUACUGACGCUGGCGCCGUUUUCACAGUGAACGAUUUGUCUGAAAUGACAAGACUUUGGGACCAUGGAUGUUACGGUAAGGGUAUCUUUUCUCGGUCAGACCCUACGUGGUACUCCAGGACUACUAGAAGACUUCAUUUGAACCAUCUGUCAAGUGAGCCAGCUGAGUUGUCUAACGAAGACAUCACACGGUUUCGAAGGGAGGAACGGAGUCGGUUUAAGGCCGAAAGAACUCGAGAGCAACAGCUCAAGACAAAACGCCGACAUACACCUCUUUCUACUGAAGAAAAGCAGGAAUUACAGGAAGUUGAGUCUGUUCUUCUCGCGUUUCGUCGCUCAAAUCGGUUGAAGGUGCAAAAAGAACAGCUGCAACCCAUCUUAUGGGGCGAUAUGAGGGAUGAAGACCAGCUUAACGUUGACAAGGAAACGAUGGAAUUGGUCAAUAUCGAAGCUUUACAGCUUCAGCCUGUCGAAUUGUUUUUCUUGAAAUACGGUUUAGACGUGGUGGAUGUGAUUUCAAGCCAGGACGCGAGUGCACUUUCUACACGAGAAGUAUUUUUCGCCUGCUGUGGAACUCGUACGCCGAUUCCCAGCACCAGCUUUAUUGUACAGUACGUGGUAUACCACUACUACCGGUCGCUCGGUUGGUCUGUUCGACUGGGUAUUAAGUUUGGAUGUGACUUCAUUUUGUAUAAGCGAGGCCCACAGUUCUCCCACGCCGAACAUGCUGUCCUCGUUAUCCCUGCCGACGGACAACAUGAGAAGAGCUGGGUGGAGUUACAAACGCUCUCGAGGGUGAUUGGCAGUGUCAGAAAGACCUUGGUGCUUAAUUAUGUAGAAAUGCCUUCAGUGGCAGAUUUUACGGCAGUUUUGCACCCAGACCAACUGGACGAAACCUUGUUUACAACUCUCCUUCGACUUUACCGAGUCAAUGAGGUGGUAUAUCGCCGGUGGGUGCCCAACAAAACCCGAGACUAGCACGAGAUUAGUACGAUAUAACGAUAUAAUGAUAAUGAACGCAAACGGGAUCGGUCUUGUACAAAGACUAUUCUACGCGGUUGGCUGCAAAGCCCUGUCUCAAAACUGCACAAUUUCGCGAAGUAUCCUAUUCAAC
Molecule: messenger RNA, 1339 nt
Organism: Yamadazyma tenuis ATCC 10573
Lineage: Eukaryota; Fungi; Ascomycota; Pichiomycetes; Serinales; Debaryomycetaceae
Source: RefSeq, a predicted model, not a curated record